UCUCUCUUUCCCUCGCUCGCCUCACUCCUCCAGCCUCACGUACGCCAACCCCAAUCUCCCAAGCUCCUCGCUAGCAACACCGUACCCCGCGCACACGCGCGCGCCAACACCCCCUCCCUCCCUCCCUCCCUCCCCAAGAAGCGAAACAAAACGUGCGUGUCUGCUAUCGCGCCGCGCCGCCAUGGGCAACGCUCUCGCCGGCCGGCGGCGCGCGGCCAAGGUGAUGACGGUGGACGGCGCGACGUUCCGGUACAAGACCCCCGCCGCGGCGGGCGCCGCGCUGCGCGGCCACCCGGGCCACCAGCUGCUCGAGUCCGAGGAGGUGCGCCGCCUCGGCGUGCGCGCGCGGCCGCUCGACCGCGACGCGCCGCUCAAGCCCGGGAAGCUCUACUUCCUCGUCCAGAUCCCGCGCAGCACCGGCGCCGCGGCGGCGGGCGGCGGCGGCGACGAGGACCCGCGCGCGCCGCGCAAGACGUGGUCGGGCGCGCUGCACGUGGGCGCCCGGGAGCGCCUCGAGAGCCUGAUGCUGUCCCGGCGCACCGUGUCGGACGUGGCGUCCAUCGUGCCGUCCUCGGCCGCGCGCCUCGCCGUGGCGGGCGCCCCCGCGGGGUCGCCGAAGCCGCCGCCGUCUGUGGAGGUGGGCGCGGACGGCGCCGUGCGGCUGCGGAUGCGGCUGCCCAAGUCCGAGGUGGCGCGGCUGAUGAAGGAGAGCCGGGACCCCGCGGAGGCCGCCGAGCUGAUCAUGCAGCUGUGCGUGGCAAGGGACCAGGGCGCCGCCGCGCAGCCGCCGCCGCCGGCGCUGGCGCGACCGCCGUGCUCCGCGCUGUCCUCCCGGAACGCGACGACGACGACAACGGGCACGGGCUUGAAGAAAGAGCUUUGGUCAUACGAGAGGAUAGCAAUUGGUCGCCCGCUUGUCGAUCACUCACCAUAUGAGCUGGAUAUGUACGGUGACACCGAGGACGAUAGGCCCACCAUGGGGACUCUCUGGUACGCUCGUCAGAAGAGGUGGGCCCACGUACAGUCUCGUCGGGCCUAUCCUGAAUUUGUGGCUGAG
Molecule: messenger RNA, 1057 nt
Organism: Panicum virgatum (switchgrass)
Lineage: Eukaryota; Viridiplantae; Streptophyta; Magnoliopsida; Poales; Poaceae
Exons: 3
Source: RefSeq, a predicted model, not a curated record